AUGGCUGGCCCCGAAGCCCCAGCUGCACAGAUCGCUCAGGCGAUAGUUGACUUUGCCGUUAAUGGCGCCUUUCCCGAAGAUCGUGUAUCCUCCCUAGCCAUCGAUUCCAGUACCUCGCCAGAAGCCAUCAAGGCCCUCGCGGACGCCAAAGCCAAGCUACAGGCCGAAAUCCGAACGAUAAACGAAGAAACAGCCGACGAUGUGAAGGCAUGGCAAGAAAACGCGCAAGCCGUUCAAGACGACAUCCUUCGAUCCAAAGCACUCGCCAGCGAGAUCCUCAAAGCGUCAGAAGCUCCAGAGGUGUCUGGCACCAUUAUACACGAUGCCGAAACGAAGGCAGACUUCUUGAUUCGCGAGCUGAGCUAUAAUGCCCAGGUUUACGAGGCUCUGAAACGCAUCAAAACCGUGAAUCAGACGCUAGAUGAGGUUGAGAAGGCCCGCGACGAGCGCCGCAUUUUGGAUGCCCUUCUGCUGCUAGAACGGUCGUGGAAAGAGAUGGACGCGGUGCCGGUCAGCAAGUCCUGCCGUGUUCUCAGGCUCCUCGAUGUCAGAGCGUUCGAGCUAAAGUCCGAUGUACAUGGUGUCUUCGAUAGAGUCUGGGAUGCCUUGAUUCACGUCGAUAUCAAGCAGCAUCGGGUGUCCAUCUUUCGUGCUCUGGAAGGUGAGGCCAUGAACCUGGAAGACGCAGUGGUUGGUUUGAAAGCAUACAAGGAAGUCGAUCAGCGUAUGAGCCGCCUGUGUCACGACAUAGAUCAGGCUAUCCUCCAUCCGAGGAUGGAUAUUUCUAGGGGCCAGCUCCCGACAGUCCAUGUACAGGAGGGAACAUUACAAUUACAAGGCGUGACAGACAAGUCCGCCAAGUCUCUGUUCACAGACCUUGACCGUAUUUUCUCAUUUUUGGUCCAAAGUCUACCAGCAGAGCUCGUGGAGACGGUUUCAUCUACGCUGAUACCAGAAACGGUCCAGAGAAUAACCACAGUUUGGCUUGACUCAGUGGUUCCUUCUUCGCUUAAGGAUAUGGACCAGUUCCAAAGUGUGAUUGCUGAUACCAAGGACUUUUGCAAUCGCUUGAAGGCCCUCGGCUUCACAAACCUCGGACCCCUGCAAGAUUGGACAGAAAGUGCGCCUAGGGUUUGGCUUUCUAAGUGCAGGGAGGCCGCCCUGGAUGCAGUCCGCAAAAAGCUCGCUAAUGGUCUCGGCGAGUCCAAACGGGUGGAAAAAUUAGAGAAAGAAGUAGUAUCGGUCCAAGAUGGCAAGCAGCUCGUUGCGAAUGGUGCAGUCUCCGAGGAAGAUCACGAAUGGAGCGCAUGGGAUGAUGGCGGUGAUGCAGCAGAACCUAGGUCAUCUGCCGAAGAGUCAGCAUCAAAACCCCAAGAACAGGGCGCAGAUGAUAUUGUUGAUGCCUGGGGCUGGGGCGAUGAUGGUGCAGAAGAGCCGACAGAAGAGAAGCCCCAAGAGUCCAAGGAAAGCAAGGGUGAGGAGGACGACGUUGUGGAAGCUUGGGGUUGGGGUGAUGAGACUGGAAACGAUGAUGAUGAAGCUAAUCAGCUACAAGACCAGCCUCCAGCAGCUCAGACAGGGCAAAAAACCCGGGAGCUGGUGCUCAAAGAGCUGUACUCAAUUUCGUCUCUACCACAGCAGGUUCUGGACCUGAUAUCUUCUGUGGUUGAGGAUGCUGCUGCUCUCACUCAGGAGACUUUUGCAAACAGUCAUGUCGCGUCAGUGGCAGCAGGGCUGUUUGGUGUUCCGACACUUGUUCUCGCCAUGUUUCGGGCAGUUGCCCCUUACCAUUAUUCUUCACAGGUCGGAGGAAAUAUGUACCUCUACAACGAUGCAAACUACUUGGCUGAGAAGCUGGCUGAGUUUGCGGCCUCCUGGAAGAAGCGUGACGACAUCAGCCCCAACGCUCAGAACAUGCUCCGUCUGGACCAGGACAUUAAGUCGCUCCAAAAUUUUGCUUCUCGUGCUUACACCAACGAGCUGACCCUCCAGAAAACUGUCCUGCGGGAUCUCCUCGGAGGCGAGCAAAACCUCCUUCAACAACAACCACCAGGUUCCUUUACCAACACUACCACCGCAUCUCCCACCGCCGUGACCGCCGCUGUCGCCCACAUUAAUACCCUCGCUGCCUCCUGGGAGCCUAUUCUCGCUCGCUCUGUCUGGCAGCAAGCUGUCGGCGCCCUCGCUGAUGCUGCCGCUUCCAAGCUCGUCGCUGACGUCAUGGACCUGACAUCUAUCAGCCAGGAUGAGGCCUACCGUAUUGCUGGACUGAUCUCGGAAGUUGAAAAGAUCGAUGAGCUGUUCUUGCCCAGCAGGAUGUACGGUAGCUCGGCGCGUAAAGGAGGAGAGGAGGAAGUGCCCUUGACGGCGCAAUUUGCUCCAGGUUCGUGGCUGAGGCUGAAGUACCUUAGUGAGGUGCUACAGAGUAAUUUGAGGGAUGUGAGGUUCUUGUGGAUGGAGGGGGAGUUGAGCCUGUACUUCGAUGCUGAGGAGGUGGUAGAGCUGAUCAAGGCGAGCUUUGAGGAUAAUCCGCGGACGAGGGAAGUGCUGAGGGAGAUCAGGGCAAACCCUAGGCCCAGGGGGUGA
Molecule: messenger RNA, 2586 nt
Organism: Thermochaetoides thermophila DSM 1495
Lineage: Eukaryota; Fungi; Ascomycota; Sordariomycetes; Sordariales; Chaetomiaceae
Exons: 7
Coding region: 1-2586 (861 amino acids)
Biological process (GO): mitotic spindle assembly checkpoint signaling; endoplasmic reticulum to Golgi vesicle-mediated transport
Cellular component (GO): RZZ complex
Source: RefSeq, a predicted model, not a curated record